AACGAGUCACAAGCACAUUACCCCAGAUGAAUCUGAGUGAGGAAGCCACGCUCUGCGUAAUGCAUCAGUGUGUGACCUGAAGUUCUGUGUGGAGUGAAUCCAUCCUUUGAAUCCUCUGUUUACAUUUCCAGUAGAAGCUGUAGACACGGCCUAAAAGUCAACAUGAUCGACUACGAGCGUCCCCAUCCAUUAGGCUUCGGGCCAGCUGGGAGGAGUGUGAUGGUUCCGGAGCUCCCACCGCACACCCAUACUCACACGCCAACGGCUAUACAUCAGAGAUACUCCAACCAGAGCAGGAGAGCCAGCACAGCGGCUGCUAGGAGGAUGGAAAGGAGACGCACAGACCAGGAGGAAAGCCGCAACAACAACUCAACCAGCAGCCACAACCCUCGCUCCAAGAAACUGGCCAUGCUAUCCAGGUCUUUGAUCCUGUGUCAUUCUAAAACUAAUGAUGACUGUCCAGAGGGGAGGCGUGCUAUAUCGGAUGGGUGCAAGAGAUGGGGCCCAGGCUGUAGGGCACUAAUAUGUGAUGGGGCUCAAACACACUGCAGAAAUACAGGCAACGGGCACUGGAGGACAAGUGACCAAUCAGCCCUGGGGAAGAAAGGAGACACUGAGUCAGAUAACCAGUUGCAGCAUACCAGCACACUCAGGGCAAACAAAAAGAGCAUGAGGAGGUCCUUCAGCAUCAAGGAGAGUAGUAUCUGGAGGAUGUGUGUAGCCACAGGGCCCACUGAAGACAUGUGUGGAUCACAAGCCGCUGAUAACACUGACCAGACAGGGGACGAGGACAUCAAUGUGGAGCCAUGGAACGAGGGGAAUUUACAGAGAAGCUGCAGCUUUGUGAGCCAAGACAAGCUGGCACCGUUUAACGGACAGUUUCUAGAUGGCAGCACAUGGAAUGCAGGCAAGAGGAUGAUGACUAUUCACAUUAAAGCCUACAGUGAGGACACUUUCAGGAGUGAGGACACCCUGCAUUCCCAAAGUCUCACGGCAAACUCAUCCCACCCAGCCCUCAUUUCCCCAUCUGAUGCUCAGUCGUUACCUGGAUACGCAGAUGAAAAACUUCUUGCCAACAACAACCACACAAAGUUCUCCAUCCCUGAGGUGAAUGAAGAGAGGUUCUUGGACACAGAUGAGACUAAGCAGAGCUCAACAGGACAGACGGCCAAUAAAAGGACACGCUGCAACUCAGCCAGUGUCCAUCCUUACUGGAUUGGGGAUCUGGACAGCAUCAUCAUGAAGACCCCAGAGCUAUACACCAUUCAUCCUCAUGGGAAUGGAGGUUUAUAUGGAAACAGGAAGUCUCUGUCCCAGCAGCUGGAGUUUCCUCAUUCCACUACACAACAUCCCUCCCGCUCUCUCAGCUCUGCCCAGCUAGUACACUCCUGCAGUAACAUGCAAGCCUUCAUUAUCUGCAAUGUUGUGCUGAUGAAGGGCCAUGGCAAGGGUCUGGGCUUCAGUAUAGUGGGUGGGAAGGACAGUAUGCAUGGACCAAUGGGGAUCUACGUCAAGACCAUUUUCCCUGGUGGGUCAGCAGCUGCUGAUGGAAGGCUGCAGGAGGGUGAUGAGAUCCUGGAGCUGAAUGGAGAGUCACUACAUGGCCUGACUCAUGAUGAGGCCCUUCACAAGUUCAAACAAAUCAAAAAGGGCCUCCUGACUCUGGUGGUGAGGACAAGCCUGCGUGUGGGGGCCCUUUGUGGUCAAUCGCAGGUAGCUCAGCUAUGCAGGUCACGCUCCCUCAGCUCCACCACAGGUAUGGCCAGGGCUGUCUCUGACAUGGGAGACUACAACUGCCUGAACACACUGAGUGUACCGGGUCAGCCCGCCAGGCCCAGGGACCGCGUCAUGAUGUUGAUCAUCCUGCACAAAGAAGCUGCCUGUGGUCUUGGUAUUGGACUGUGUUGUGUUCCAUCCGGUGACGGGUGCCCAGGGAUCUACAUCCUCACCCUCUCUCCGGGAUCUGUGGCUCACAUGGAUGGGAGACUUCGAUGUGGGGAUGAGAUUAUGGAGAUCAACGACACUGUGGUUUACAACAUGGUCCUGAAUGACGUCUACACAGUAUUGAGCCAGUGCGCACCAGGUCCAGUCCAUGUUAUGAUCAGUCGACACCCCGAUCCCAAAGUAUCCGAGCAGCAGCUGAAUGAUGCUAUUGCUCAGGCAGUGGAAAACAGCCAACUGAUGAAGCAUAAGAGCCAUUGGAGCAUUGAUGGGCUGCGUGUACCAGCAUCUUACCCUCGACACAGAUGUGAACAAUGCCUGGAGAGGAGUUUCAGUCAGCUGACGGUUCGACGAGCACAGAAGACCAUGACCCGCUCCUGCAGCGACAACACCAAUGGUCCCAAUCACUGCCUUACCAUACACAGCCUUCACAAUACACACCAUUACCCAUCAGUCCGCGUCCACAGCCUUGACACGCCCAUGUCGAUAAAAGAGACAUGCUCUGACAACAGACUGUCAGUGCCAGUGUACCCCGAUGAAGACUAUAAACUUCCAUACCACCAUACUCCUGCCAACUUGUCCAGUCAACACGCCCUCGAUCUGGCCUCAAGGGGUUACAAGUCCACCUGCAGGAUGCGUGUUGCUCAACACCGGCAUUGCAGGCCUCAGAAUGUUACCAGUGAGGAGGGUUAUAAUGGAGAGUCCAGUGGACCCACUCUAGGAUCCCCUGUUCGAGAUGGAGGACUGGAGUCCUCAUCACACAUCAGCUGCCAGCAGGAAGGAGAACGAAUAAGAGACUCAGAGGAGAUCAAGGAAAAUGUCUCUCAACCUGUAGCCUGUACCAACAACGGACUUCACUCAGCUGUUCUCUGCACACAGCAGAAGAGAGGAGCCCUUAGGAGGCAGGCUCGUAUCGACCAACACGCCCAAGAACAGCUUCAAGAUCCUUGGGUUCGCAUUUCAGACAGCCUUCCUGAAGAGCUGACUAAGAUCCACCAUCGCCCCUGCAAGCGUGCUGCAGAAAGCACACAGCCUAUAAACGUCCACAACAAGCCUGCCGCCACAAGUGACAAACAGAACAUGUCUAAUCUCAAUGGCGCAGCCACGGAUGGGGCUUCAGAUCCUCCGUCCAACACGGCCCCUGGAAACAUGUCGGAAACACCUUUGGGAGCAAAGAUAGGGCCCCCGGUGGCACCAAAACCUGCCUGGUUUCGAAGGAGUCUGAGGAAAAUUGAGGAUGAGCAGGAACAGAAGAAGCAGGCAAAGCCCACAGAGGAGAGGUCUGCUGUAGGCUUCAACAGAAGCUUUGGAGCCAGACCUGCCUCCUCUGCUGCCAAGCUGUCAAUUAAACAAAAGAUCCAUUCAUUUGAGACUUUUUCCAAUCCAGAAGUUCCAGAAAAGGGGGGUAUCAGGAGGCCUUUGGCCUCUUCCAACUCUCUUCCUCAGGACAAGGAUUCCAAGAGUCCCCCUGCCUCACAUCGAGAGUAUGGAAAUGGCAAAUAUGAAAUCCCAAAAGAGAUUCAGGCUGGCAAGUCUGAAUCUGUUAUGGAGACAAACCACACACUUGUGUCUGCUUCACCCUCUGCUAUCACCUUCUCCUCUUCUGAUGCUUGUAGUGAAAUACCAGCAGAGUCCCCUGAUGAUGGACCUAGCCAAUCCUUCAACGAUCUUCCACCUUUUGACACCAUCAGUGCCAAUCUGGACGCAGGGGAGCAUGAUUUUCAUUCUGCUCAAGCCCAUAAUGACAGCAUGGUCUUUCCAACAGAGCAGGGGCCUGAGCUUAAAAGAGUGGAUCUUACCGAGAACACAGAGUGCAAAGUCCUACCCUCUGUAACAUCUGUGGGAUUCAGUGAAGUCCAAGAGGAAAGUUAUCCAGAGAGGACAGAGGAAGAUGGAGCACAUAGCCAAGGAACAGUGCAGAGCACAACUCUGAGAGUGGUUCCCCCCGCAGACAGUAACCCCCUGGGAGGCCUGGAGGAAGAAAGUUUAGGCAAAAUCCUUGCCUUCAGUAAUCAGGUCUCACAAGCUCUGAUGCGCUCUCUACCCAUACACCCCCGCCAAGGAAACCCUCACUCCCUAAACGCACAGGACUCCUCUGAUGUGUUUCCUCAACCUCAGUGGUCAGAGCACACCGUGGACACCCCCGACAGAGGAUUCUCUGUCAGCUUGGCCACACUGAGGGAGUGCACAAUUGAGCGAGGGGAGGAGGGUUGUGAUGACGAGGCAGCAGUCACUUCUGCUUGUGCCCACUCUGUGAUCUCAGCAAUCCCUACUCAGGAAAUACAGAGGAUGAUCCAGGAAGUAAAAAGUCUGGACGAAGAGGCCCUGAAGCAACUGGCGGCCAUCCACGUUGUGAUUCUACACAAAGAGGAGGGAGCUGGUCUGGGUUUCAGUAUUGCUGGAGGAUCUGACCUGGAGAGUAGAGCUAUCACGGUCCACAGAGUGUUUCCCAGUGGCUUGGCAGCUCAGGAGGGCACCAUUGAGAAAGGAGAUGAGGUGUUGUCUAUAAACGGACAAACACUGCACGGCCUCACGCAUGCUGACGCUACUGCGGCUCUGCGUCAGUCCCGCAGUCUGAAACAGGGUGUGGUGGUUGUCUGCAAGAGAGCCGAGGAGGAUGGAAGAGAGGGAGAAGGCUGCAGGAGCAAACAGCCCAACAUUGCAGUGGAGGAGCAGGGAGGCCUGCUGACUGUGGAGCUCGACAAAGGAGCUGGAGGAGUUGGAUUUACCCUUGAGGGAGGAAAAGGCUCAAUCCAUGGAGACAGACCUUUAAUCAUCAACAGGAUCUUCCAAGAGCAGAGCGGUCUGCAGCAUGGAGACGAACUUCUGCAGGUCCAGGGAACCAGUGUGCAGGACAUGACCCGCUUCGAGGCCUGGAACAUGAUCAAGACCUUACCUGAAGGACCCAUCAUGGUGGUCAUCAGAAGGGACCCCGGAGGGGUAGAAUGACACACACGGCUGCUGGGAGCUGCUUUCAAAUGAAGAAGCCAAAGAAAUGAAAACCAACCUUAAAAGUUGGUCUAUGCAAAUGUUAGAACUGUGGCUUAAAUAAAAGGCUAUCAUAUUUUUAGACAAUUGUGAACAGAUAUGGACGAUUGUCAAAAUGGUCAAUUCACCCAAAACCUACCACAAGCCCCCCAUGCCAGAUUCCAAAUACUGACAACAUUGAGCUUCAAACCUAUAGUGACGUGAUGUCCACGUUUUAUUCCCUUAGUUGUUACCAUAUCUGUUAACUAGCGUCACGCUAGCUCUUGAAGAAAGCCGUAUGUAUUUGAAUGAAUGAAUGAACAGUGAGGGUGAAUCUGGCUUUAAUCAACCUGGCUUUACAGGGACAGUUUUGAUGCUCUUUUGUUGCUCACUGAUACAGAGGCUCGGAGCAGAAGUUGUGGGCGGGGCUUAGCCAAUUACAUUCCAGUGGUAACAAUCUCUUUGAACGUUGAAAAAUGAAGAUGCUAUAAAAAGACAGUUGCCAGCUCUCUAUGUUUAAUGAUAUGUUUUGUUUGUGUACACGCAUGAUGUUCUUAUUGAAGGAUGUUCCUUGUGUGGCGUCUUUGUGACUAUCGGUUCAAAAUAAAGUUGUCUUUUCCGCACCAGACUUGAAUGAAUGCAUAAAGGGAUACAUUAUAUUUCUAAAACCAAUUUCUUCAAAUAAGGCAACACAAGGCUAAGUAGAAGGCAGUAAAGGUACAGCAGCUUCAUUCUCUUUAUCCAUAGCAUGUGAACAUGGCGCAGUGGUAGACCGGGUUGUCCUUCAGUCAGUUUGAUUCCUGAUAACAAGAGGGAAGAACAACAGGAGGGUCGGCACAAUAACAGCAACCCAUUGCAUCCCUGUAGUUCGUUGUACAGCUUUUCAUUAGAUGCCGUUUUUAGCGCCUGUCUAAAAUAGUACAAAAAAAGCAGAAUGCGUAAUUAUGUGUAAAAGACUGGAAGUGAAUAGAUUGGAGUAAACGUCAAGCAGUGGGACGGUACAGCUCGCAUGUGGAAUCAGAAGUUUCAUCCAACCUCAACUGAAAUGUUGAGAUUGUAUUUGUUCCAAUUCUGAGCUGGAAUGGGACACCUCGAACACAGAUUUUUGCAUUUUUAUUCGACUUCUGACAAAGCGUUCUGCUAACUUUGCCCACUCGGCCCCUGCAUUUACAGGAUGUCUUUGUAUCCUUACAUAUGUAAAAAAUAUGAUCUAUUAUUUUUAUAGAGUCGCUCGUACAUAAAACUUUUAACAGUGUAAACUUGUGUUCACUUUUGUGCAGAGAACUGGACUACAUCUUCUUAAUCUGUUUAAUGCUGGAGAUAUACAAAACGUACAGGGUGCAGAACAGUACAAGAUGAACAGGUG
This is a messenger RNA of Pungitius pungitius (ninespine stickleback), 6274 nucleotides long. It is a transcript of the gene il16, whose product is annotated as interleukin 16. Gene Ontology annotation, biological process: induction of positive chemotaxis; leukocyte chemotaxis. Gene Ontology annotation, molecular function: CD4 receptor binding; cytokine activity. The transcript is spliced from 26 exons. NCBI's taxonomy places the organism in Eukaryota, Metazoa, Chordata, Actinopteri, Perciformes, Gasterosteidae. The coding region runs from base 163 to 4890 and encodes 1575 amino acids. The record is from RefSeq and is a predicted model, not a curated record.